AUGCCAGCAACCUCGCUCGACGAUAGUAAAUGCAUUAGUUGGAAGCCGGGCGAGCUCAGCAUACUUGACGAAAAACAUGCGGAGUAUCAGGCGUUCAAACUCGGCAGCGUGCAAAGAAAGGAACUCCUUGAUGUUACGGCGGAGGCGUUACAGAAGGCCUCUCCUCGCCUUCAGAACAUGCAACUAUUGACGGUUCGUAAGAAGGUUCUCCACUUCUUCAAGAACGAUAGGGUUCAGAAGAUUCAAGGUGGCGGAUGCAUUCCUCCCAAUGCACGCAUGCUAUUUUCUACGCGCAUCCGUCACGAUGGUGCCAGCGCAUUGUGGGCGAAUUCUGAGGAGGGGCGGAAGGUAUGGAAUGCUUCGCUGGAACGUGAGAAGGUGAGCGGUGUGGUGAAUGAUGGCAACCGCCUGGGACUUAUCUCCUCACUCAGGGCCUCGCUUUUCAAGAAGCUGCCAGCGGAGGAGCAGAAGGAGUGGGCCGAGAAAGCGGAUGCACUGUGCAAGGAGGAGGAAAAUAUGAGCCUCGAUGAGGCCAUCACCGCCAACCAGGAGACCCUCUUCGUCACAGUGGCCAUGGGUCUGAAGGCCUUGAUUGGAAGCGAACGCGGGCAAGCCGGUGAGGACGUCGGCUUCCAUGUGAAGAUGGUCUACAAACCCCAAGAUGGAGCUACUCGUUUCACUUGCAUGGACGUUAUGCUGAAUCAAGAAUCGGGACGCUUUUCAACAUUCGAAGGGGGUAGCGAAGCCGAACGCUUGCGGUGGAUGUGCUUUGCGGAGCAAGUGUUUUCUGUCAACUGGAAGGCUGACGACGUGACUGGCAAGCCCGUUCUUCUACAAAUGGAGGAUGACUGGACCCCCAUGCGCGUGGGGAAGACCCUCAAGGAAUACUUGAAAGGUUUAUGGGACUUUUCUCACCAUCCAGUCAUGGAUCCUCCCGAUCUCCCGUGGAACGAGCUCAACGAUCCCGUGUGCGACGUGGUGCCCGAGACGUGGCAUGGAUCUCUUGGGGAUCCAGAGAAGAUGAAGGCCGCGGAAGUCAUGGCCCUUUACCUUCAGAUGCACGACUGUCAGGAUACCGCCGCGGCCUUCCACUUCGUGGUACACCCUGAAGACAUCGAAGGUCGCAAGAACGUCAAUAUUCUAGGUGAAUUGUCCCAUGGCGGCCACGUCAUAAUUCUUGAGUCGGAAGAGGAUGACGACGACGACGAUAGUGUAGUCGUCCUCUCCCCAUCAUGCAGGAAACUUAACCUUACGAAGUUGAAGGGUGCUCGCAUGUCGAAGGAGAACAAACGCUGA
Messenger RNA from Sparassis crispa, 1296 nucleotides. RefSeq lists its product as hypothetical. NCBI's taxonomy places the organism in Eukaryota, Fungi, Basidiomycota, Agaricomycetes, Polyporales, Sparassidaceae. The transcript has 6 exons. The record is from RefSeq and is a predicted model, not a curated record. Bases 1 to 1296 code for a protein of 431 amino acids.